Molecule: messenger RNA, 1738 nt
Organism: Alternaria rosae
Lineage: Eukaryota; Fungi; Ascomycota; Dothideomycetes; Pleosporales; Pleosporaceae
Exons: 3
Coding region: 335-1591 (418 amino acids)
Molecular function (GO): oxidoreductase activity
Source: RefSeq, a predicted model, not a curated record
AAUCAACAAACCGAGUUGACGGGUCUGUAGACAGCACGAUUUGGUACGGCACAGUUAUGUUGGACUGUUAUUAGACUAGAUGGGGCGAGUGGUAAGGUACCUCCUGCGAGUAUUUGAACGCGCAUGCGGCCUCCAAACUUUAGCCAGGGCAUCGCCACAUUUCGACUACGCCUCCCCCAUCUCCUAAUAUUAAUACAGUAGUCGUUAGCUCAGGCGGCCGCUCACCCGGAACCUUAUUCAACGUCUUCGACCGUUUCAGUCAUCCCAUCGUCUUCAUCCUCCAAGCCCCUCUAGACAGUCGAUCACCCAUUUUUAACCGGUUCGAAACGCCAUCAUGCGUACCGCUGCACUCCUCUGGCUUGUGCCUGCAGCACUAGCCAGUGCCAUUCCAUCAUUGGAACAGGAUUCUCCCGCUGUCACGUUCGACAAGAGACAGAAUGUUUUCCCAAACCUCCCCGGACCAAAGAUCCUGCAGGCUGAUGUGUAUGCGGGUAUUGCUGCUAUCAAUCAGCAGAUCUUCCAGGCUACGCAGAAGCCUGCUCAGUUCAAGAAGUGCAACCCCACGAACAUUAUUGUUCGCAAGGAAUGGGUGACCUUUACCACAUCGGAGAAGAAAGACUAUAUCAAGGCUGUUCAAUGUAUCUCCAAGCUACCCCCUAAGACACCGGAGUCCGAGUGCCCGGGUUGCCGGAAUCGAUACGAUGACUUUGUUGCUACUCACAUCAAGCAAACAUUUGCCAUUCAUAACACUGGCAAUUUCCUCCCAUGGCACCGCUACUUCACCUAUGCUUACGAGCAAACUCUCCGCGACGAGUGCGGUUACAAGGGCUACCAGCCAUACUACAACUGGCCACGAUGGGCUGACGACCCAAUGAAGAGCCCUGUCCUAGACGGCUCCGAUACCUCAAUGGGCGGUAAUGGUGAUGCAGGCUGCAGCAACCAGACGUUCUACGGUAUCCCGACCAACGAGUCGCCUCUCAUCAAGAUUCCCAAGGGCACUGGCGGAGGUUGCGUGACGUCUGGUCCGUUCAAGGAUUGGUCCGUCAACCUUGGUCCAGUCUUCACCGACUCACUCUGCACGCCUCCCAAUCCGAUUGUCGACUUCACUGACCCCAAUGCGGGAGUCGCACACAACCCCCGCUGCCUGAAGCGUGACAUAUCCGCUUGGGCUUCCAGUCAAUGGACCAAUGACAAGAUGGUUGUCAAACUGCUGAAUAGCCCUGACAUGAAAACCUUCUGGUACGACAUGCAAGGUGGUGAGGCUGCAUUCUCCAACAAUUUCAUGGGUGUGCACACUGCUGGCCACUUUACUGUGGGCGCUGACCCUGGUUCUGACUUCUUCACCUCUCCUGGUGACCCAUACUUCUACUUCCAUCACGCCCAGAUCGACCGUGUGUGGUGGUCAUGGCAAAACGUGAACCCUGCAGAAAGGACUACGGCCAUCUACGGAACCAUCGCCCUAGGUGACCCCACCGCUCCUGCGACCAAGCUCACCGACUCCAUGACUCUCGGACACGCUUACCCCGGAAACAUCACUGUUGGUGAUGCGAUGAGCACCAUGGGUGGACCUUUCUGCUACACCUACAUCUAGACGCGGCCUCUGACUUUGGUUUCCUUGCUGUAUAUACUUGACCCGUACAUGUUCUUUUGGAUGGUGGACUAGAGUCGAUUUGCUGUUGAGCUCAAGAAUAGACCGACCGUGCGUAUUUGAUGACAAUGAAAUAGACUACCAUUGAGA